Messenger RNA from Physella acuta, 3293 nucleotides. RefSeq names its product oxidative stress-responsive serine-rich protein 1. NCBI's taxonomy places the organism in Eukaryota, Metazoa, Mollusca, Gastropoda, Physidae. The record is from RefSeq and is a predicted model, not a curated record. Gene Ontology annotation, biological process: cellular response to hydrogen peroxide.
UAUUCUGGCAUAUUUUUUAAAUUGACUAUAAACAAUACUAUUUUAAAAUAUAACCAGUUUAAAAAUAUUAUAGAAAAUUAAAAAUAAAAGUAAUAAAAAAGUAGUGGUCAAUUUGUGACGUAAAUAGCAUUUUCAUCAUGGCAGCCAUUAGGCCUAAAUUAAACUAAAUUUGUUUUGAUAACAACAACUCACAUUGAAUGCUGAAUCAGUGAAUCACUCGUCACGAUUCUCAAGCUGCCAGUCGUCCCACUGGUUUGUCAUCAAUAUUAAUUUAAAAUAUAAAAAAAUAGUUCUAGGCCUGUAUUAUUUUCCACAGGUGAGUUUUCACCUUCUCACAAACCAUGGGAGACCCCAACAAUCCCAAGCCACUUUUAAAACCAGGCAAAGACAAAGGUGUUUUUGAUGUGGCAAUAACCAAGUUGCUCAAAGAUUUUACCAGUGCUGAACUCUUACCUCAGGAAGCAGAGCCUUCAUCUUCUGAUGACAAUAAAAACUCUAAAUUUGAUCAUGUCAUUUCUUCAAUGAAAUGCUUACAUCUGCGCAAACCAAAGCUGGCCAGGUAUCAAAGGCAGUGUGUUGUGAGAAAGAAAGGCUUAUCAAACACCUUAAACUUAGCUGUUGCAGCUAACAGCGUCCAAAGGCCCAUUGUUUGGCCCGCUAGACUUAGCUCGCAGGAUAGGAAAUCAAGCUCUGCUGUACUCUACCCACCUCGCCUAGACAUUGCAGGUACCAAGUCUGCCUUAACUUGUACACAUCAGACCAAACUAGCUGAGAAAAGUUUGACCAAAGAACCAAAGUCAGAGCAGAAAAUAUUUGGCAGCUGUCAAUCAUCACUCUUGUCCUUCACCAGCCUGUCUGAAUCCAGGGCUGAGAAGUGCCAGGAGAAGGGAGAUAACUCUCCUGCUGGUGCUUGCUCCAACUUGCUGACCAAGCGCCACACAACAGGACCACUCCCACCAGCUAAACAUGCCAGAACAAGCUGUAAUAGAACUGACACCUCUCCACAGAGGUUCUCAGGGUAUAGGAGCUCCUCCUCCAGUACCACAACCACCUCUUCACAGAACUUCUCAGGGUACAGAAGCUCCUCACCUGGUACCACUGCUGCACCAGAUGGCCUGGAAAGUUUGUCAGCCCUGUCUGCCCAAUUGACUGCCAUACAAAGCAGCCAGCCUGAUGGUGCCUUUAGCCGCUCAUGUUCUCAGGAGAUGAGAAUGGAAGAAACUAACGUCAACGAACUGGCCAGCUAUUUAGAAGAUUUCUUGCAUAUUCCUCGUAAAAUGUCAUCAAUGGCAGAGAUGAUGUAUGCCUGAGUUGUGCAGCUAGAUGUUGGGGGGGAAAAAAAAACAAGCAAAUAAUGAUUACUUAAAACUUUUACUAUUUAUUUUUUGAUUGAUUUAAAAAUAGUCCAAUUGUACGGACUUGACAUGUUAGAAAAUCUUGUCCAUAUUUGUUCAUGAUAGUUUUUUUUUUACUCUUGUUAUAUAAAACGUGAAUAUUGGCCAGUAAUUUCUUUAUAAUUUAUAAUCAUGUUUAUUAUUAGGGUUGCAGAUACUUGAGUCCAGAGAAAUUUUUAGGUGUCAGCCUCAAUACAUAUAUGUAAAUCUUUUUGUAAUUUUGUGCUAGGGGAAAAUGUAUUUUCAAUGUCUGGUUUACUGAAAAUAUUGGUAAGUAUGAAAUGACAGAAUAAUCUGAAUUUGGCCAACUUUGGCAUGGACUUCAUCUAAACAAAAUGUAUGACACUUGGAGUAAGAGGGGAGGGGGGGGGGGGGGGGCACUAGUUGUCUACAGAUUUUUUUUUACCUGCUCUGCAGCCCCUUUAUUUUGUUGACUUCAGCAUUUACUAAAUAACAGUGUCUUUGUUACUUUUGCUCAUUAAAGAUUUUUGGGUUAGCAACUCUCAACAAAUUUGUUUUGUAUGGUACAAGAAGUACACACAUUCAUCCUGCUAUGGUGUACAAGUCACGGUCACACAUAUAUGUCAGUAUCCCUGAACAGUGUACAAGUCACGGUCACACAUGUAUGUCAGUAUCCCUGAACUGUGUACAAGUCACGGUCACACAUGUAUGUCAGUAUCCCUGAACUGUGUACAAGUAACGGUCACACAUAUAUGUCAGUAUCCCUGAACUGUGUACAUGUCACGGUCACACAAAUAUGUCAGUAUCCCUGAACUGUGUACAAGUCAUGGUCACACAUGUAUGUCAGUAUCCCUGAACAGUGUACAAGUCACGGUCACACAUGUAUGUCAGUAUCCCUGAAAAGUGUACAAGUCACGGUCACACAUGGAUGUCAGUAUCCCUGAACUGUGUACAUGUCACGGUCACACAUGUAUGUCAGUAUCCCUGAACUGUGUACAAGUAACGGUCACACAUGUAUGUCAGUAUCCCUGAACUGUGUACAAGUCAUGGUCACACAUGUAUGUCAGUAUCCCUGAACUGUGUACAAGUCAUGGUCACACAUGUAUGUCAGUAUCCCUGAAAAGUGUACAAGUCACGGUCACACAUGUAUGUCAGUAUCCCUGAACUGUGUACAAGUCAUGGUCACACAUGUAUGUCAGUAUCCCUGAACAGUGUACAAGUCACGGUCACACAUGUAUGUCAGUAUCCCUGAAAAGUGUACAAGUCACGGUCACACAUGGAUGUCAGUAUCCCUGAACUGUGUACAUGUCACGGUCACACAUGUAUGUCAGUAUCCCUGAACUGUGUACAAGUAACGGUCACACAUGUAUGUCAGUAUCCCUGAACUGUGUACAAGUCAUGGUCACACAUGUAUGUCAGUAUCCCUGAACUGUGUACAAGUCAUGGUCACACAUGUAUGUCAGUAUCCCUGAAAAGUGUACAAGUCACGGUCACACAUGUAUGUCAGUAUCCCUGAACUGUGUACAAGUCACGGUCACACAUGUAUGUCAGUAUCCCUGAACUGUGUACAUGUCACGGUCACACAUGUAUGUCAGUAUCCCUGAACUGUGUACAAGAAACUUUCAUUUAUCCCUGACCAUAAGAACACAUUCAUAUAUCCCUGUUUGGCGUACAUGUUUACUCUUGUAUACCUGUAUGAUGUACACGUCAAGUACACAUUCACGUAUCCCUGUGUGGUGUACAAGUCAAGUUUACUCUUGUAUACCUGUAUGAUGUACACGUCAAGUACACAUUCACUUAUCCCUGUGUGGUGUACAAGUCAACUCUUGUAUACCUGUAUGAUGUACAUACACAUUUAAUUCUGCCUGUGUGGUGCACAAGAAACAAUGCAUGUAACUCUGUUAGUAAAAAGAAAUAAAAUCCUUAUUGAGUGAAUCA